CUCACAGCAGCCCAGGAUCAUCCUGGUCCUCUGUCAUUGGCUACACCUGGAGGAGACAGAAGUGGGCUAUGCAGCCGAACCAGAACCAACCUUCUCUCCUUUUUGGACCACAUUAUGAAGGAAUCCCUUGACUGUCGGACCAUGGCAGCCAAACCGGUCUGGCCGUGGAGGACCAAGUGCCGCAGCCUGGGUGUGGGGCUUCUCCUCACCAGCUGCAUGAUCCUGUUCUACUGCCUCUCCAGUCCUCAGGGCAACUACAACACACCAGAAAUCCCGGUGCCCUACUCCUGUGCCCACAGUCCAUCUCCCCUCACGAAGCAGACGUCAAACGGCUCGCGGAAAGAUGCCGUGCGGACCUGCACUCCAAAAGUGGACAUCAUGUUCUUGAAGACCCACAAGACGGCCAGCAGCACCUUCCUCAACAUCCUUUUCCGUUUUGGAGAGAAACACCGGCUGAAAUUUGCCUUUCCCGACAGCAGAAACGACUUCUACUACCCAUCUCCGUUCCAGCGCUCCUCUGUGAAGGAGUACAAACCUGGAAUGUGUUUCAACAUCAUCUGCAAUCACAUGCGCUUCAACGCGCCGGAGGUGAGGAAGCUGCUGCCUCUGGAUACGUCCUACAUCAGCAUCCUGAGGCACCCGGCAGAUCUGUUCGAGUCGUCUUUUCACUACUUCAGUGCCGUGGCACCUCUGACCUGGAAGAUCCCUGGAGAAGACAAGCUGACUGAGUUUCUCCAGCAUCCCCAUGACUACUUUGAUGCAGAGGGCUUUAACUCAUUCUACCUCAAGAAUUUGCUGUUCUUCGACUUUGGACACGACAACACUCUGGAGCCUGGAGAUCCGCUCGUCGACGAGGGGAUUAAAGCAAUCACUGAGCGCUUUCAGCUGGUGAUGAUGGUGGAGCACUUCGAGGAAUCUCUCAUCCUCCUCAAAGAUACCCUCUGUUGGGAGAUGGAUGACCUUCUCUUCUUUAAGCUGAACGCUCGGAAGGGGUCAAUGGUCUCCAAACUGACCCCCGAACUGAGAGCCAAAGCUCUCGAGUGGAAUGCUGUGGACUGGAAACUAUACCAACAUUUCAACCAGACAUUCUGGAAGAAGGUGGAAGCGUACGGAACAGAGCGAAUGGCUCAAGAUGUGGCCACGCUGAAGCGCAGAAACUCAGAAAUGGCAGCCAUCUGCAUUGAGGGGGGUCACGCCGUGGAGGCGGACAGCAUUCAGGAGUCAUCCAUGCAGCCCUGGCAGCCCAUCGGAGAGAAGUCCAUCCUGGGCUACAACCUCAAGAAAAACAUCGACAAAGCACAUCGGAAGUUGUGUCGGAAGAUGUUGAUGCCAGAGCUUCAGUACUUGACAGAACUGGGUGUGAAUCUGUGGAUCACUCGUCUCUGGGGACGAAUCCGAGAGCUCAUGAGCUGGUGACUGAAGUCCAUCAGAGGAAUCAGAACGUGCAGCUGGACGCAGAGCAAAGAUGUCUGUAGCAUUUCAGUGUUUUUACUGAGUACUGUCAUGUUUCUUUUUGAGUCUUGUAGUAAUCACAUUUCUACUGGAACUGUUUACCACAAGGGCCAUGGCACCUUCUCACCUGUGAACAAAUGACUUAACAUCUUCUGUUGGUCAGGAAGUUCAGACCUUCUUCCCUCAUGCCUUCAUGAGAUUGUGUUCAGAGUUUGGUCGAAAAUAAACCACACAGCAAGUGAAAUAUGUUUAAUGGAUCUUGCUUUAGCUCAUUUAGGAAGUUUUUUUUUUUUUAACCGCUAGUUAAAAUUCCGGGAUUUGUGAGGCAUACGUUCAAAAACCACAGAUAUUUUCCUCAUCAUAGUGUGAUGAUUGCUACACUUCAAUAAAAUUGUUCCACAAACAAAUGUUGUGAGGUCAGAGCUUUAAUACCA
Molecule: messenger RNA, 1886 nt
Organism: Synchiropus splendidus (mandarinfish)
Lineage: Eukaryota; Metazoa; Chordata; Actinopteri; Syngnathiformes; Callionymidae
Gene: gal3st1a
Product: galactose-3-O-sulfotransferase 1a
Exons: 3
Coding region: 115-1416 (433 amino acids)
Biological process (GO): galactosylceramide biosynthetic process; myelination
Cellular component (GO): membrane
Molecular function (GO): galactosylceramide sulfotransferase activity
Source: RefSeq, a predicted model, not a curated record